AAUACUAAUGACAUCUUAUCUGAAUACUUAUUGUUGGAGUUGGGGCAGAGUAAAAAGGAAAUAUUCAACUAUGUGCAUUUAAGCCAAUCAAUGAGAAUAACUAACAUCAAUAGUAAGUUAUUGAUUUAAACAUUUAUCAAUUAUUACCUUAAAAUGGAUUCAGUUAUUGGUUGUGAACAUUUAGUCCAAAGAAAGAAUGAGGAGUUAUUGAAUAAUUAUCGUAUUGUUCAUUUAAAUUUUAUAUCUUGUCAGUCUGAUGAUUCAAUACGUGCUAAAAAAAAACUAGCCUCAUGUCAUGAGUGUAAAUUUGAAGGUGCGCGAUUAUUGUCAUGUUUAUAUUGUGUGUGUUUUGCAUGUCCCACACACUUUCUUGAACAUUUCAAGAAUACUCAGCAUAGUUUUGGUAUAAACUUAACUUUUAGUCAUAUUUUCUGUGCUCACUGUGAUGACUAUACCUAUGAUGGCGAAAUUAUGACUUUAGCAGACACGUUGAAUAAGGAAUUGUAUUGUUAUAAAAAUAAAUCCUUACAGACAAAAGACAUUGUCUUGCUGAGAAAAAGUAAAGAAAUUGAAUAUAUUGAUAGUGCUACUCCGGUUCCAGGAUUCAUCAACUUGGGUAAUACAUGUUUUUUGAACAGUGUACUGCAAGUACUAAUGCAUACACCAAUGUUACGAAAUUAUGUUCUUUCUGACCAGCACAUAUGCCCGUUUCUAAAGGAGCCCAGUCGAUGUAUAACAUGUGAAAUUGGCAGAAUAUACCAGCAAUCUUACAUGUUGCAAGUCAAUGUAAUUAGCUUGCAAAAGUUGUUGAAAAUCUUUUGGGAUAACACUUGGUAUAUGGCAUCAGCUUUACAACAUGAUGCACACGAAUGUUUCAUAGCCAUAUUGGAUAUCAUACACAAACAGGCGAUAAUACAAAAUGAAAAUGACAAAGAUAUAAAACAUCUGGAAAACUGCCAGUGUAUCAUCCAUAAAAUUUUUAAAGGAGUUUUGCAAAGUGACAUUGUUUGCCAGAGCUGUAACAAUGUGUCAUCUAAAAUUGACAUAAUCAAUGAUAUUCCUAUUUACUUUUCAAUGGAUGAAAAAGGAAAAUAUCCAACAAACAUAACGUUAACUGCAUGCUUAGAACAAUUUGGCCAGAUAGAAUUGUUAAACGAUUUGGAUUGUACAAAUUGCCAAACAAAAAAGUUAUCGACCAAACAGCUUAUUUUAAAACAUUUACCAGUGGUUUUAUGUUUUAUUUUAAAAAGAUUUGGACAGCCGUCAGACAAUGUUUCAAAUAAAAUUACUACAUUUGUUGAAUUUCCAGAAACAUUAGAUAUGAACAAAUUUAUUAAGAAAAAAACUGUGACGGGUAGUGCCUUCAUUGAUGAGUGUUUUGCUUCACGUGAAUCCAUCUAUAAACUAUAUGCUGUGAUUUGUCAUGAAGGUCUACUAAAUGGAGGACAUUAUUUGUCUUACAUACAACAUAUGGGCCAUUGGUAUCAAUGUAAUGAUAAUGUUGUUAGAUUAGUACAAUUUGAAGACAUAUUGAGAAGUCCAGCAUACCUAUUAUUCUACCAUAAAGAGUUCAUGAAUUUCUAUUAAUAUUAAUAUCAUGUGAAUAUUGCUAAAUAAUUAAAGAUGUAAAUAAUUUAUAUUUAAGUCUAUAGAUUUAUAAUAGCUUAUACUAGCAUACAUAUUUUUUAAAUUUUAAAUUAUAUAGUUUUUUUUUUUUGUUUUAAAUUUAAUUGACAAUAUUUUUUCUAUUCCUAGCUAAUUAAAACUGAUGAUUUGGUCUCUUUUUUGUGUACUUUUAAUUAUAAUAUUAUUGUUUUCUUUCAAAACAUACCAUGUGAUAUUUUUUUUAUUUUGUGAUAUUUAUAAUUUAUAUUUUACUUUUUUUUACUUUUGCCAUUUAUGUAUACUAUACUAUACAGAACAAACUUAAUAGAAUUAAACUUUAAGGGUGAACGUCUAGGUAAUAAUUUUUUUUUUCGCCUGUAUAAUCUUAAGUUUCCUUUUUAGAUAAACGGUAUACUUACCAAUUUAAAAUGUGGUAUUAGAAUUACCUUACUAUUUAAAAUCAUAAACCACGUAUUACCCUCAUUUAGUAUUAAUUGU
Molecule: messenger RNA, 2103 nt
Organism: Rhopalosiphum maidis (corn leaf aphid)
Lineage: Eukaryota; Metazoa; Arthropoda; Insecta; Hemiptera; Aphididae
Product: ubiquitin carboxyl-terminal hydrolase 22-like
Exons: 1
Coding region: 154-1587 (477 amino acids)
Biological process (GO): protein deubiquitination
Molecular function (GO): zinc ion binding; cysteine-type deubiquitinase activity
Source: RefSeq, a predicted model, not a curated record